This is a messenger RNA of Lycium ferocissimum, 1185 nucleotides long. RefSeq lists its product as uncharacterized. The record is from RefSeq and is a predicted model, not a curated record. The coding region runs from base 1 to 1185 and encodes 394 amino acids. NCBI's taxonomy places the organism in Eukaryota, Viridiplantae, Streptophyta, Magnoliopsida, Solanales, Solanaceae. The transcript is spliced from 3 exons.
AUGAAGUUACCGAGUGCUUACGAAAGCAUUUCGUUUAUUGAUUCUAUUGGUGUGGUGGAUGAAGCUGUUGAACUUACAAUGGAGGAAAAGUGUUUAGGUGAAGCUCUAGCAGCCAUUCUUAUGAACUUUGAUGCUAAUGAUAUGGAAGGGUAUGUGGCGACGGUGAAUUCUCUUCUGGGGUUGGUUUCCUAUUCUUACCAACCAAAAAAGCUUGACCUUGAUCUUGAAAACAGAAAGGCACCUCCAAUAAAACUAUCUAUUAAGGAGUCACCGAAGCUUGAGCUUAAGCAUAUUCCUUCGUAUCUGAGACGAGUGAUUGGGUGGACCAUCGCAGACAUUCGGGGAAUUCCUUCUGGUAUUUGUGAGCAUAAAAUUCAGCUUGAAGAGGAUAGUAUACCGAGUGUUGAACAUCAGAGAAGAUUGAAUCCACCCAUGCAAGAGGUGGUCAAGAAAGAGACUAUAAAGUGGUUAAAUGCUGGAGUAGUUUAUCCUAUUGCAGAUAGUAAAUGGAUGAGCCCGGUCCAAAGUGUUUCGAAAAAAAGAGGCAUCACGGUGGUUUCUAAUGCUAAGAACAAAUUGAUUUCUACAAGGACUGUGACUGGGUGGCGUGAUGCCUUUUGGUCUUUGCAAUGCACGCCUACAUUUCAGAGGUGCAUGAUGUCGAUCUUCUCAGAUAUAGUUGAGGAUUACUUGGAGGUCUUUAUGGAUGGAUUUUAUGUGAUAGGUGACUCUUUUGAUGAGUGUCUUGACCAUCUGUGUCCACUGCCGAAGAGAUGUGAGGAGACUAACCUGGUGCUCAAUUGGGAGAAAGGCCAUUUUACGGUGAACGAAGGGAUAGUCCUCAGUCACAAAAUCUCUGAGAAAGGGAUUGAGGUUGAUCAAGCUAAAAUUAAUGUUAUUUCCAAGCUACCUCAACCUAUCUUUUUGAAAGGAGUCCGAAGUUUCUUGGGGCAUGCUAGUUUCUAUCGGCACUUUAUUAAAAACUUUUCCAAGGUAGCGAAUCCCAUGUGCAAGCUUCUUGAAAAAGAGGCUAAGUUCGUGUUUGAUGAAAAGUACCGCAAGGAAUUUGAUGAAUUGAAAGAGCGCUUAACUUCUGCUCCUAUUAUUGUAUCUCCUGAUUGGUCUCUGCCCUUUGAGUUGAUGUGUGAUUCAAGUGGUUUUGCUAUUGGUGUUGUGCUUGGUUAG